AUGAGUUCAUUGAUUUCUACUCAACUUCUUCAUCAACAAAGUUGGAAGGUAAUGGCUCCAAAGCAGCCAAACACUGGUCUGUUUGUUGGUUUGAACAAGGGCCAUGUUGUGACCCCAAAGGAACUGGCUCCCCGCCCCUCUGCUAGAAAAGGCAAAACGAGCAAGAGAGUGCAUUUUGCAAGGAGCCUUAUCAGGGAAGUUGCUGGAUUUGCACCAUAUGAGAAAAGGAUUACUGAGCUUUUGAAAGUUGGAAAGGACAAACGUGCUUUGAAGGUCGCUAAAAGAAAGUUGGGCACUCACAAGAGGGCAAAAAAGAAGAGAGAGGAGAUGUCUAGUGUCCUCCGCAAGAUGAGGGCUGCUGGAGGUGGUGAAAAGAAGAAGUGA
Messenger RNA from Fraxinus pennsylvanica, 384 nucleotides. The record is from the annotation of a GenBank genome assembly. NCBI's taxonomy places the organism in Eukaryota, Viridiplantae, Streptophyta, Magnoliopsida, Lamiales, Oleaceae.